GUGGGCUACCGGCGCAUGCAGCUGCCCAACCUGCUGGAGCACGACUCCCUGGCCGAGGUGAAGCAGCAGGCGGGCGCCUGGGUGCCCCUGCUCGCCAAGCGGUGCCACGGCGACACCCAGCUCUUCCUGUGCUCGCUCUUCGCGCCCGUCUGCCUGGAGCAGCCCGUCUACCCCUGCCGCUCGCUCUGCCAGGUGGUGCGGGCCUCCUGCGCCCCCCUCAUGGAGGCCUUCGGCUUCCCCUGGCCUGACAUGCUGCACUGCGCCCGCUUCCCCCCCGACCACCAGCUCUGCAUCGCCGUGCAGUUCGGGAGCAGCCAGGCCACCCCGCCGCCAGCCUCCAGGAUCUGCCCGCAGUGCGAGACGGAGCAGAAAGCAGAGGGCAUGAUGGAGCAGAUGUGUGCUAGUGACUUCGUGCUGAAGACGCGGCUCCGGGAGCUGCAGGCGGAGGGUGGCGAGCGCCGCCUGGCGGCCGCCCCGAAGAGGAAGCUGCUGAAGCGGGGUCCCCUGCAGCGCCCCGACACCCGGCGCCUGGUGCUGCACAUGCGGAACGCGGCCGCCUGCCCCUGCCCGCAGCUGGCCGACCUGCGCCGCCCCUUCCUGGUGCUGGGCCGCAAGGCGGGCGGGCGGCUGCUGCUGGGGGCUCUGUACCGCUGGGAGCGCGGCAACCGGGAGAUGCGCUUCGCCCUCAAGUUCAUGUUCUCCUACCCCUGCCCCCCGCGCUAUGCCCCGCUCCCCGGGGCCGAGCAGCCCUAG
Molecule: messenger RNA, 753 nt
Organism: Mauremys reevesii (Reeves's turtle)
Lineage: Eukaryota; Metazoa; Chordata; Testudines; Geoemydidae
Gene: SFRP5
Product: secreted frizzled related protein 5
Exons: 3
Coding region: 16-753 (245 amino acids)
Biological process (GO): non-canonical Wnt signaling pathway; negative regulation of canonical Wnt signaling pathway; canonical Wnt signaling pathway
Molecular function (GO): Wnt-protein binding
Source: RefSeq, a predicted model, not a curated record